Pangasianodon hypophthalmus (striped catfish) is the source of this 1250-nucleotide messenger RNA. RefSeq lists its product as uncharacterized. The coding region runs from base 270 to 1001 and encodes 243 amino acids. The record is from RefSeq and is a predicted model, not a curated record. The transcript has 5 exons. NCBI's taxonomy places the organism in Eukaryota, Metazoa, Chordata, Actinopteri, Siluriformes, Pangasiidae.
GUCAGGAGAUAUUGACCUUGAAGGACAACAGCUCCUGAGAUCCGCUUAUAUGGGUUUAUUUUAUUGUCUUGCUCUAUCAAGUGUUACUGUUUCAGGGUUUAAGUAGAGCAGAAAGCUAACGAGGGUGUGUCAAACACCAUUCAGCUGCCAUCUUUGAUUAUCAUGACAGGUGAUUCCAAUCAACCCAACCGUCCAACUACUCAAAGCCACAUUAGAAACUUCCUGAAGCAGUCUGAAGCUCUGAUAUCUGGGACGCUGUAUGGAGAAAUAUGUACUUCCUGCACACCAUUGAGGAAGAUGAUGAAUCUGAGGCACUCCUGCAGGAACCUCAGCUCAACCAGAAGGAGUCGGAUGAACCUUCACCACAUGGCAUCAGAAAGUCGAGACAUGAGACUGACUCCGAGAGUUACAAGGCCGCAGUAGCUUACUCUGGGAAAGAACCGGUCUCGCAAGAGAAGCGUAGCGACCCUAACUCCAGUACAGGUUUAGCUCCGGUGGCCUUGAAGGAACUGAGAAAACCACAUGAUGAACCGAAUAAGAGACUGAGCUCCUCAACACCAAGAAGCUUCAGGAGAAGUAGCUCCUCAACACAGACGUGGUCUAGGAGAAGAAUCUCUUCAGCAGCUAGAAGCCCUAUCAGAAGGAAUUCCUCAACACCAUGGAGCUCUAGAACAAUGAACUCCUCAACACCAGGAAGUGCUCAGAGAAGGACCUCCUUUGCACAGAGUUCUCCUUCCUCAAGUGCACCACAUGAAGUUUCAGGAAGUCGUUCUGCAUGGCGCAUGUCUGGGCCUGUAGAGGGGAAGGGUGAUGCACCAAAGAUGACUUCAUCGAAGAGGACUGGUAAAGCUCCAUCGAGAGCACCGAGACGUGAUUCCCUGAGACGGAGCUAUCGUACACGUCCAGCUCCUGAACACGACGACCUUCCUGCGCCGCAGUGGGUCAUCAAUCUGAUGUUUGACAUCGAAGAAGCCACCAGGCACGAGCUGACCGUGGAGUAAAAAUAGUAUUAUACAGAGAUUAGGCAAGUGAAGAUUGCUGUCAAUCAUUGGCUUUUUUUUUUUUUUUAAUAAAAUCUGUUUAUUUUCUUCAACACACUAUCGUAAAACUAUACUGUAUAUAAACCAUAAUAAACUGAAACAGUGUGAAUGUCUUUCUGUCUGGAAGUUCUGAGUAAUUACUGAUUUCUUUCCUCCUACACCAGAGAAAUUUAGAUAAAAAUCCGCAGCUAGCACCGACUGGUUCUAACC